Molecule: messenger RNA, 2892 nt
Organism: Oikopleura dioica
Lineage: Eukaryota; Metazoa; Chordata; Appendicularia; Copelata; Oikopleuridae
Source: the annotation of a GenBank genome assembly
AUGGUCUUUUGGAAGCAACAUGAACCGACGUCGAUGGAUGAAAAUUCUCUCCCAGAGACUAUUUACGAGAAUGAAGAAACAACCCAGUUUGCGAAAACUCCAUCGACGCCGAACAGAAAACGCACGCCUCUGACAAUCCGAAAUCGCCGAAUGCGACCUACAUCUCCAUCUAGCUGCGCUUCGCCCUCCUCGAACUCGGUGAUUUCUUCCAGCGGAAAGUCUUCCACUUCCAACUCUACCUGUUCCAGUCCCGGGCCUCAUUCUUCCAAUCCACGGAACAUGCCUUUAGUCUCGCCAAGAUGCGUUGUUAAUCCUUUCGAAAACGAUGGAGUGAUGAUGUCCCCAAGCGUUCUGGAAAUUGCUUCUAAUAUUGGCACCCCUAAUUCAGUUAAAAAUGGCGGCUGGACUCUUGAGCAGCGAUCCGUCCUCUUUCCAGUUCCAAUUACAGACGAGCAAGUCGACUCACAGUAUCAAUCAACGAUAACAAAUGAAGAUUCAACUCGUAAUGCAUCUGCUUGCCAAGAAUGGCUCCAGCAGACGGAUCUAACAAGCCCCUGGACCGGCCAUAAUGAAAGCGCCAACAGAUCAAGACUGAAUAAAUCAAGAUCAUUUUCAAGAUUGAGCAACGAACUAACGCAAGAAGCUUCAACGCAAACGAACACAUCACUACCUCCGGAUUUUAACCUUUUCGAAUUUCUUGAAAAACAUGGUGCACCGAUGCAAACGAUUCCCCCCUCCCGAGAAGCCAGUUUGGGCAGCGCUAAUAGCUCACUAAGAAGAAAGCUUUUUGAAGGACCCGAAGGCGAGUCUGAAGAAGAAGACGACGACGAAAUCGUCCCUGCGCCCUUUCAAUCGCCAAGUAGAUAUCCACCUCCCAAUCAACAAGUUUUCACUCCGAAUUCUGAGCAGUUCUCCAGUUCUCCCAUCAAAAUAUCACCAGUUUCAAAUGCUACCUCGCCCGGUGCCCUCUCAACUUGUGGAGGAGGGCCUGAAGUCUUCGAUGGAACGCCUUAUUGCUCUCCUUUCAGAUCGCCUUUUGGAAAUGAUGAUAUCUGCCUUUCGCCCAUUCCCAAGGAUGAAAAAUCAAUCACGCCUCGUUCAAGACAUCGCCGUCUGCUCUCUGACUCGGCUGAAAUUUCUAAACACUUGACCUUCGACGACAUGGAAUCGAAUGAAAACUUAUCGAGCGACUCUGACCUCGAUGAUACUGCGCUAGAGGAGGCUAAAGCUGAUAAACAACAAGUGAGAAACUCUUCGUUGAACGAUGAUAAUCUGGACUGCUCAAUGAAAUCGGAGAUUGGACAGAGCUGGGAUGUUUCGGCGAUUAUUAAGAGCGAGGAUAAGAUGUCGAGGAAGACGGGCAACGCAGAAUCGACACAUAUUCAAUCGCAGGCUAAUUUUCAAAGCAGUGGAAAUGAAGAAAGAAUGGAUGCAAUCAAGGAUGAUGAACACGCCUUGGAUGGCGAUGUGUGCAUGGACAGCAUUUACGGCGACUCACGGGGAUUCAGUUUCGAAGCAAGCGAGUACCAAUAUUUCCAAGACGGCUCCACGACAGGAAGCGCGAGUAAAAGCCAAGGCGAAGGACUCGACUCAGGCUUUGGAUCAAACUCGAAUCAAGCAUCAAGAAGCGAGGCAAAGCAGCUCUCCAUUCCGACACCCAUCAUUCACUCUGAAUCCGUCGAAGAAAUGGUCGAAAAAAUGAUUGUAGGAAUAGACAUAGGAACAACGAACUGUAAAUUCCUCCCUGAAGGCCAUGAAAAGCAGUCAUUCCCUAUUUCAUACUCGGAAGAUGUACAGUCCGAGUCACACAAAGAAAUCGAUCCAAUAACCAUCGUCGAUAAUUUGAUCAAAUGCUUCGAGAAAUUGGAAAAUGAAAAAGUAACUGGUGUUGUGGUGACGGGGCAAAUGCAUGGAGUUUUGUCCUGGGAUGAGAAUUUUAACCCGACGACGAAUUUGAUAACAUGGGAAGAUACGCGAUGCUCCCAGGUGUUUUGUGACGAUGUUAGCAAAGGUGGCCGACUCCAUCCAGGCUAUGGGAUCGCAACACUCCUUUGGCUACGUAAGCACAAUCCAUCUUGUCUGACCACCGCCAUCGCUGCAGGAACAAUAAUGGACUACGUCGUCGCGCGAUUGACGGAGACUCUCAGACCUCAAACAAGCUGGACAGUUGAUCCUGUAGACAAUCUGCUGCUUGAGGUUGCGAUGGAUCUAAAAGAUCAGACAUCGAUUAGCACGGAGUCUAAUAUUUUCGGAAUUGGAGCUUGUAAAGUUCUCGUUGGCCUGGGAGAUCAUCAGUGUUCCGUUGCUGGCCUUGGUAUGCCUCUUGAAAAGAAUGUUCUCUUUCUCAACUUUGGAACGUCAGCACAAAUGACAUUUCUUUCGGAACAGACGGUGAACGAAAACGGUUCCGUCGAGAUUCGUCCGUUUUUGGACCCCAAAAUUCCGCUCGUCACUAUAGCAAGUAUGAAUGGUGGAAAUGUUCUUUCUGCUUUUGUUCAAGAGCAUGGAGUCGAAUUCUCAAAUGUCGACGAAGCUAUUCAGCGAAUAGUCAAUACAGACGAAAUUCCUGACUAUCCUCAUGCUCGACUUUAUCCGGAAAGAUGUGGCUUGGAAGGUUACGGAAAACUUCCACUUUUACAAGGACAAAAAUCGGUCGAAACUUCUGUCUCACUCGUCAAGUCGUUACUAGCCAACCUAAAAAAUCUUCUUCGUUUCAAAAAUGACCAUUUCGUCUUCCCACUAUUCGAGAAAAUCAUUCUCUCAGGUGGCGCGUGCAAACUUUUUAUUCCGUUUCUCAAAGAUCUCGGCAGCAAUGUGGAAAUCGCCGAUGGUGAUGCUGCGUCUGGUGCAAUCGAGAUUUUCAAAUUCGUUCAAAACAACCUUUCAAAUUGA